Molecule: messenger RNA, 1525 nt
Organism: Cuscuta campestris
Lineage: Eukaryota; Viridiplantae; Streptophyta; Magnoliopsida; Solanales; Convolvulaceae
Source: the annotation of a GenBank genome assembly
CUCUAUUUCCUCGCACACCAUUGUUACAUUCCUUCCUUCACUCAUGUCUCUGCCGCCUCUGGUUUGUUCCGUUAGUCUCUUCCUCUCGCCUCCUCUCUCACAAUGUUUUCUUCACUACUGGUUUCUGUAUCAAAAUUUGCAGCGGGUUCAUCCACACCUCCGAACAUCCACCUUCUCCUGCAAUUUGAUGGCGAAUGGGAUGGUAAUGGUGUUUUUUCUUACGCAUAUGCUUAUGAGAUUGACAUUCCGAUUCAGACCCAUUAUGAAGACUUUCUGGAACUAGUUCGUACUACGGUUCCGUCUUCUUAUGAAAAUUCUGUUUUCUAUAUCUCGUAUAUGUCUAAUUCAUCCUCAAGGUGUGUCGUCAUUGAAGAUGAUGUGAGCCUUCUCGCCUACCUUCGUUUGAAGAGCACCUAUCCCUCUUUACGCGAAUUCCCUUUGUGCGUGGAAGUAUAUCAUUUCAAAGAAAUGGGUGUGUCUAAUGGAGAAUCAGUCCCCACCGAAGGUCUGCAGACAUUACCAGGUUAUGAUUGUGAGGUAGACUCAACUACUCAGGAAGAAACUGAUUCAGAUGGCUCAAUGCGUGAUGUUCUAGGAAACGAAACCACUAUCUGCAGAGACGACAUCUCAUCGCGGUGUGAUUUGUCUAAGGAGUCAUUCACCUAUAAUGUAGAUGAGAUUUCUACGCAUAAUGACCAUGACAGAGAGUUGGUUUCCUGGAAUUCUAUUGACUCCAAUCCGUCUGGUUAUGAGAUGUCCCAGCAAGAUAUUAACUCAUUGAAGGAGAUGCACGUAACAUCUCAGUUUGAUCCAACUAGGAUUGUCGUUGGUGCCAUAUACUUUAGCAAAAUGGACCUCGAUUAUCAUUUGAAGAUGCUUGCAAUUUCCGACUGUUUCCAGUACCGGACCAGAACUUCCAAAAAAUCCGAGCUGCAUGUUGUGUGUGUUGACUUCCCUCGUUGCCAAUGGGCUGUUCGGGCUGUGCGUUUACCCGGCGUUGAGAUGUUCCAGGUCUUGUCCCUUUCAUCCUAUCGCUUUCACCAAGUCUUUGUUGAACGUCGCUUUCCGCACGUCGUUGUCGCGGGGUUCGGGCUCGGCUUGGUUGGCCGAGCCGAGCAGGAGGGACGAGCGGAGCGCAGAGCCGGGCAGCAGGACGAGUGGAGCUCUGAGCCGAGUAGGAGGGACGAGCGGAGCGCAGAGCCGGGCAGCAGGACGAGUGGAGCUCUGAGCCGAGCAGGAGGGACGAGCCCGAUGUCAGCCCUAGUGCUGGCGUGGGGUUAUUCCCCAUCAGAAGCCCCCCACUCUCCGGGUUCCGUGGCGUCUAGCAGCGGAGCGCGUGGGAGUAGAAAACACUGUGGAUGGUCAGCUCGUGGGCCCACGCGUAGCUUGACAGAUCGGCGGCGACGUUUGGAGUUCCCCACGAACGGUUGUGGCACUUCGCUUCUCCCAAGUGGCGGCCCAUCGUGACACCUGUUCGGCCCAUCACUAUCCGGGCCCACUUUUAGUAUAAAUAGCCCCAAGGCUU